Molecule: messenger RNA, 3271 nt
Organism: Drosophila melanogaster (fruit fly)
Lineage: Eukaryota; Metazoa; Arthropoda; Insecta; Diptera; Drosophilidae
Gene: Pkd2
Product: polycystic kidney disease 2
Exons: 9
Coding region: 110-2884 (924 amino acids)
Biological process (GO): monoatomic cation transmembrane transport; calcium ion transmembrane transport
Cellular component (GO): cilium; plasma membrane
Source: RefSeq, marked reviewed
AUCGGGGUCAGCUCGCAGCAUUAUUCAGUCUGGCUCAAAGCGUGCAACUGGAACGAAUAUUUUUUUCAUCGCAAAACUUGCUUAAAAAAAAUAGAAAUUUGCAUUGAAAAUGGCCCAGCAGGGUCAGAGUGGAAGAUCCCCAAGUGGUCCGCCCGGACCUCCUCCACCCCGUCCACCAAAAACGCCGCCGGGCGCAUCGCCACGUGGAACGCCAACAGCAGACUCGACUCCGGGCGAUGUGACUCCGGCUCGAGGACCUCCGCCACCGCCAGCGACCAAACGCGUUUCAAUAGGAGUGGGUUCCACGCGUUCUGCCCCACCACCAGCAACUGAUCCAACCGGUCCGCCUCCAACUGCCGGAAAACCAGUGAGAGACACCGGUCCAUCGACAUCGCCUAGGCCAAGUCUUCGGGAUCCUGGCCAAUCGACUUCUGAUAAGCCAUCGACUUCUGAUAAGCCAUCGACUUCUGAUAAGCCAUCGACAUCUGCACGGACAACUGUUCGGGAGCCGGGUCCAUCCUCAUCUCCCUCUCGUCCCGUUAGCACUCGUGAAUCUGGGCGUAUAACUUUCCAGGAAGCAGCACCAUCGACGUCUGCAAAAGUGGUCAAGCUAGCUGCAUCUGAACCUCGACCCGCAAAGCCACCAGAAAAGGAGGGAUUUAGCUUGUUUAAAAGGAAGAAGAAAUCCGUGGGCUCAAGUACGCCACCUUCACCAUCACGUGGGCAUAGGGCUCCUUCGAUAAUCGCGGCUUCAGCCCUGCAAAAUAGGGCCAAAACCAAUCGCAUCCUUUACACAACCGAUGAGGAGGUACGCGAAGCCCUCGUCGAGUUCUCUGUGUUCAUCAUUUUUCUGAUUCUAACAUCACUGGUUGUUUUGUCCGUUCGGCAUACAUAUAUGUUUUAUUUCAAUGACACGAUGAAGAAACUAUUUACGAAUCGGGAAAUGGUAGUGGCUCCUUCGGUCACUGUUGGCUUUGAAAAGCUAAUCACUGUGCCGGAUUGGUGGGACUAUCUAAAAUAUAACUUUCUUGUAACACUCCACGGCGAUUUGACUUUUAUGGACGACGCCCAAGCGAAUCUCACGUCAAUGCCACCUGAGGGUAGUGAGCAGGGUAGUGAGCAGGGUAGUGAGCAGGGUAGUGAGCAAUCACCUGAAGAAGUCGUGGGCGAAGCCCCUGAAGAGGCCCCAGAAAUGGACAGAUUGCAAGAGGAUUUUAAAUAUAAUGGAAAUCCAUACAUUGACCUCAGGGGGCACAGGAGAGCUAAGCGACAGAGUGGUGUGGAUGGGAACAGCGAGGACGGUAGCGAAGAUGUAUCUGGCAAUUAUCUAAAAGAUGAUUCGGAUAGCAUUCAGGCCAAUAUGAGCUUUCAUCAUCUGGAGGGCCGCGUCUUUCUCUAUGAAAACCUUCUCUUGGGACCGCCACGUCUCCGGCAGAUACGUGUGCGCAAGGAAAGCUGCUACGUAAACGACGCCUUCAUCCGUUACUUUAACACCUGCUAUGCUGCAUAUUCCUCUGGAGCGGAGGACCGAAAGCCGAUGCACAAGGGUUCACCAUUCCGGACGAUGCACGAUCUGGACUCCACGCCCAUCUGGACGGUGCUGGCCUUCUACCGCACCGGAGGAUACACAGUGAACUUGGACUACGACAAAGAUAGGAACGUAAAGAUCAUUAACGAUCUGAAGGAUAUUCACUGGCUGGAUCGGGGCUCGCGUCUGUGUUUGGUUGAGUUUAAUUUGUUUAACGAGAAUACGGACAUCUUUCAGAGCAUUAAAUUAAUAGCGGAAAUUCCGCCCACGGGCGGUGUUAUACCGCAAGCCCAUCUGCAAACGGUCAAGAUGUAUUCCUUUUUUACGGAUCGCAGUAUGCUCAUGACAGUUAUCUACAUUUUCUGGUAUAUAAUGGUUAUCUACUACACCAUCUAUGAAAUCACGGAAAUUCGCAAAUCUGGAAUUAAAAUUUACUUCUGUUCGAUGCUGAACAUUCUCGACUGCGCUAUAUUACUGGGUUGUUACCUCGCUUUAGUGUACAACAUUUGGCACAGUUUUAAAGUGAUGUCCCUCACUGCCAGAGCCCAUUCAGAUGUGACGUACCAAAGUCUGGAUGUUCUAUGUUUCUGGAAUAUUAUUUAUGUCGAUAUGAUGGCCAUUCUGGCCUUUCUUGUGUGGAUUAAAAUAUUUAAAUUCAUCAGCUUCAACAAGACCCUGGUGCAGUUCACAACCACACUGAAAAGGUGCUCGAAAGACUUGGCUGGCUUUAGUUUAAUGUUUGGUAUUGUCUUUCUGGCCUAUGCCCAAUUGGGACUACUUUUAUUUGGCACCAAGCACCCAGACUUCCGUAACUUCAUCACCUCGAUUUUGACCAUGAUUCGGAUGAUUCUUGGCGACUUUCAGUACAACCUCAUUGAGCAAGCGAAUCGAGUGCUGGGUCCCAUUUAUUUCCUCACCUACAUCCUUCUUGUGUUCUUCAUUCUUUUGAACAUGUUCCUGGCCAUUAUCAUGGAAACCUACAAUACGGUGAAGGGUGAGAUCACCCAAGGACGCAGUCACUUAGGAUCGUACAUCUACAGGAAACUGUCGGGCAUGCUCUACUGGAUCACCCAUUGUGGGCGAAAAAGACGCCACCACCCUCAAGCGUCUGAAACCGAGGACAAGGAUGCGGAACAUGAUGUUGGCGCCGCGCACGAUGAAACUCACGAAAUUCGAAAGAACAUGACACCAGCAGAGCAACAGUACUUUAAGGAUAUUCCACAAGGAGAAAACCAGGAUAUGGUUCGUCUCAAUAACCGUGUGGGCCUCCUUGAGGAAAUUCUGGAAAAGUUGAUCAACAAUAUGGAUGAUAUUCUGAAACGCGUCGAGAAAGAUUACCAUAACAAGAAAAAAUAGGAAUACCAAAUUUUUCUACAUACAUACAUUACUUACCUUUUAUAAUGAUGCACACACAUUUCACCUGGCAAACAAUCAAAUAAGCGAAAAUUAAUUAACUUCAGCUCCAGCAACCGAGAACUAAAGCAAAACCGACAAAGCCACAAGAACCGAGCGCUAAUCUCUGGCAAAUCCGUGACUGCUGUGUACCCUUAACCCAUUGUUGCCCACGUUCCAACAACUUUGCACCCCCGUUCAUUUCAACAUUUGCCAACAAGGGCGUGAUGAAAUUAAAACAAACGAGGAGGCGUCGAGCAGUGUUUUUCGAUGAAACCGAUCUUCACAACAAAAAUGCAAAUAGUACUAAAUAGAAACAGAACCAAUAUAAAAUAUUUAAAUAUAAAAUGU